AUGGCAGCUUCACUUCUUCGCCUGCAUUUCCAUGAUUGUUUUGUGUUGGGUUGCGAUGGUUCGGUUCUUUUGGAUGAUUUUGAAGGUGUAGAAAGUGAAAAGAAAGCCGGACCUAAUUUGAACUCUUUAAGGGGAUUUGAAGUCAUUGAUGAAAUCAAAUACCUUGUUGAAGAAGCAUGUCCUUGUAUUGUGUCUUGUGCUGAUCUUCUAGCUAUUGUUGCUCGUGAUGCCGUAGCUUUGAGAGGUGGGCCCAAGUGGAAUGUGUAUUUAGGAAGGAGAGACUCAAUGAAAGCAAGCGUGAAUGGUGCAAAUAAAUUUAUUCCUUUUCCAAAUUCUUCUUUGGAAACCCUAAUUGCCAACUUUCGAUCUCAGGGUCUUGGCAUUCAAGAAUUGGUUGCUCUUUCAGGUAGCCACACAAUUGGGAAGGCAAGAUGUAAGAGCUUUAGACAAAGAAUCUAUGACUACAAAGAUUCUAUGUCAAGCUCGUACAAUCACCACCCAAAAGACGAAGAGUUUCAGAAGGUUCUAGAAUCAAUAUGCACGGUAUCCGGAAGAGACGACGUAUUGGCCCCACUAGAUUUCAUGACCCCAACAAGAUUCGACAAUCAAUAUUUCCACAACAUUAAAAGUGGCAAUGGUCUCCUAAUUUCAGACAAUGUGUUAUUGUAUGAUGGCGUGGAAGGAGAAAUAAGAGACCUUGUUUGGGCUUUUGCCUUGGAUGAAGAAUAUUUCUUUGGGUUGUUUGCGCAUUCGAUGAUAAAAAUGGGGAAUAUACAUGUACUUACGGGGAAACAAGGAGAAAUAAGAAAGAAUUGUAGGUUCAUUAACACCUAA
Messenger RNA from Lactuca virosa, 834 nucleotides. NCBI's taxonomy places the organism in Eukaryota, Viridiplantae, Streptophyta, Magnoliopsida, Asterales, Asteraceae. The record is from the annotation of a GenBank genome assembly.